AUGGUAGCGGUUCAUGGCGGGCAGGACGAUUCCCCUGCCUCUACUGGCGUCACAAGACCACUCGUUACCCAGACGGCAGGUGGAGAUAUCGUAGUUGACACCAUCAUGGCAGACGACCAGCAGGCGGUUUUCGUAUCGAGCCACGGGCCAGACACGGUCGGAGCCUCGGUCGAUCACGGUUUACACUCGUCAACGCCUGGCGGCGGCGACAGAGCGUCGACGCGUCAGACAGCGGUAUCACAACCCCGAUUACCUGAGGGGGUAAAGACGACUUCAUCCACGCCGGCCGUGGAGCACGUACCUCCUAAGGAGCUUUUUGAGGCUCUAAUUGAGUCGAUGAAAGCCUCACCAGGCCCAACCAACGUUGAUGUCUGGCGUCUGUCCAUCCAGGACCUAUUUACAGCGGAAUAUGCUCGGAUACCGGUAAGCGUCGACGCGUUACCGGCCGGACGCACAAGGUUUCCCAAGCUUAAGGGACCUGAGGCGGAUAGCUUGCUAGAUCUUUUUCGACGCUGUUAUGUGUCAGCUUCUGGAAGUUUCGCCGACUGGAAACGACUGGCUCAACAGAUCAGCAACGAACUCCUCCUGACGAAGUGGGCAUUCAAGGAGAUCAUAAGAAAAUUGGUCAGUCAGCAAAAGUGGGCCACUGCUCCUGUCCCCAAUCAAUGGGCAGAAGUCGUGCGGGCGGGUAAUACGGCUCGCCAAAUGGACAGGGAGAACAAAGGGAGCAUAACCUAUGAAGAUUUUAUGUUUGACCCGGCCACAUUCUCGUUGGAAGACUCGAUUACACUAAAGGCCAUAUGUGUGGCCCGGCUAGGUAACACGGGCUUCCAACGGCUACGUGAGGGGUCUGAUGACGAAUGGCGCAUUAUUGUGGGUAUUGCCGAAGGGCAUAUAGUCUGUCGCCGGAUGCCAGACUUUCUACGAUCGGUUCUGGACAGCAAGGAACGUCUCCGGCUGUACAGUACCUUUCAGGCGCAGGUGGAGGGUCAGUUAGUUCUCCAUAUCAGCGGUGGGCGUGACAUUCCUCUAAGUCGUCAGACAACGAAGGCCAUCACGGAGAAGAUUCUGGAAUCAGCCGAGCUGUUGAGGGUCAGUUUGCCCGAUCUCCAUCGCCUGCUGGGAUCAACGAAAACGAUCAGUUACAAUCGAUCAACCCGGUCGGUUCACUUUUUCUUUUUUUCGCGGGACAAGGCAAAGAAGCUCCAGGACGUUCAAGUGCCUUUUCAAGGUCGAGUUUAUACGCUGGAGAACGCCCAUCAGCCGGUAAGGGGAUCGGUAUGGCAGAACCAGCGGGGUCCAGAUGGUCGGUCGGGGUACCCAAGAUCGGCUUAUACGAUUAUCCUCUAUAAUCUUACCAGAUUCGACGACAUUGGACGCAUAGCAGCUUACUCGCACUCGAAGAUUCAAACAGAAUUUGAGCUGGAGGACAUGGACACAUGCACACCAAAUUCAAGAACAUCAACAGCGUGGAAGGUAACCUUUUAUCUAGCGGGCUGCCCGAAAUUCCUACAGGGUAUAGUACGAUUACUUUGGUUUGGAACACUAAUUAUCAUCAGGCAUCCAGAUGUGGGCCGUCGCCUCCAAUGUCUGCAGUGUGGAACUUUGGGACACCCGGCGGGCAGAUGUCAAUUCACAGAUGCGCAAUUACGCGGGCCGGGUGGCGUAGAAGUUAUCGAAGCAGAUCUUCAAGCUGUUGAAGACCUCGCCAAGCCUUUUAGCAGUCCAGACGAAAUGAGGCAGAUGGCAAUGAGACGUCUUCAAGUCCAACAAUCGGAGGAUGCGGCAGCGCAGGCUGCAGUGACGCCGGUGGCAUUGACAGUUGUCCCCAGUCCGUCGCCAGUGGCAGAACCCCCUAGAACUGGCAUACCUCUCCAACCGGUAUAUACUCCACCAGGCACGCACGAGGGGCCACCACCACCGGCCCCAAAAUGCCGACCAGCGCAACCACGGCUGACCCGGCCUGUACGGAGAGGGAGGAGGAUAUGGUCACCCCUGCAGGCCUCGAAAGGCGAUCUCAAGGUUAGCAGCGGUAGUUAUCACGUGCUCCAAGAGGACGAGCUGGAUGAGACCGAAACGUCCUCGAAUUCUGUUAAUAGAGAUACCCAUGAUCUGCCAAGGCAAGCAUCAAGUAAGAUGACGGAUCGGGAUGCGUCUUCCAAGAAGGGACCACCCACGUUGACACCUGAGGAUCUAGCACGACAAACAGCAGCCGCCAGGAGAGGACAUGUGUCUGUUGUUGCGGGCCCAACGCUUUUGGCCAAUAAACGCCGGGAGCGUUCAACAUGUGAGCGGCUAACUAAACAGUUGUCACCAGGGACAAGUCACGCGAUCCCCAUGGAACCAAUGCCUCAUGCUGAACCCAUGCAUGUGACAGAAUUGGUACAGAUUUUGGGGCUCCGUGAAGUCGCCACACCGGCCACGGGCAAUUGUUUGGCGAUAGCCAUAGCUCAAGCUCUCGCAGAAUCUGCUUUGGACAACCCUACCAAGGACCUUGAGAUUUUAACGGCUAGUAUUAAACGGGGAAUCUCCAACGCCGGACUACUAAAUUUGGAGGAUCAAAUGGCUCAUGACGUACGGGUUCAUGCUUUAAAGAACGUUGGCAGAGCCUCCCCUUCCAACAGAGAAGCCCUGGUUGAGGAGCAUAGCUGGGGUGGAAGUGACACUCUUGGAAUGGCAGCCAAUUUUUUGCAUCGCACUAUCUAUGUGUUGAACUGUGGCCGCGGAACGGGUAACUGGAGUGGUCGCAAGUAUUGUCCUGCUACGAUCAACAGACACGGUCGAGUAGUGGAAACUGCCAAAGAAUUUCCACUCACUCUCUUGGCGUGUAUAGACGAGCUGCAAGCGGCAAAAAUAGAGGCGCCUCGCGCUCCACCACUGGUGCUUAGAUUCUGGGGCCGCCAUUAUUCGGCUUUUCUGCACACUGCCAGGGCGGCAGAUCGGCUCAGCCUAACUGACUCCUCGGACGGAACAGGCUCAGCGCUGCAGCAAGGUCAGGACUCGCAAAUUGUGGAUACUUUAGCUGUGCAGCUAGAAGAGAAGCGCUCCCGUAUUUUAUCCCCUAUCAGGGAUCAUAUGUCGGUUGUGGAUGACAACACUUCGAUAAUCAUCCACUCUUCAAGGAACUGCGGUCUUGCCAAAGCGUCAUCGCAGCAAUUAGCUAUUGUUCCAUCGCAGAUCAGGGGGGCCAAUCAGGGCAGUUCGCUAUCGGCUCGAAAACGUGGGCACGUCAGCACGUCGGAGUCCAUCGAGGUCAGCGAAGGGGAGAACUGGAGUGGACUUGAGAGUUCCAAACAGAAAAAGGCAGGAUCAGCGUUGCUUCUCCUCAACCCUAUAUCACCCGGAUGGAGGAACGAAUGGAUACCGACGACUGGCCGGAUCUCUGGCAUGCUCUGGGCGUUGAAUGGCCAGUAA
Messenger RNA from Peronospora matthiolae, 3414 nucleotides. NCBI's taxonomy places the organism in Eukaryota, Oomycota, Peronosporomycetes, Peronosporales, Peronosporaceae. The record is from the annotation of a GenBank genome assembly.